AUGCAAGGAGAAAAUUUGCAUAAGGGAACUUGGCUUCAAGAGGAAGAUGAACAGUUGAUUAGCUUUGUGACUCGUCUUGGGGAACGAAGAUGGGAUUCCCUUGCCAAAGUAGCUGGGCUUAGGAGAAGUGGUAAAAGCUGUAGGUUACGGUGGUUGAACUAUCUUCGUCCAAAUCUUAAGCAUGGCCCUUUUAGUGUUGAAGAAGAGAGACUGAUUGUUCAGCUUCAACUGCAAUGGGGUAACAAGUGGUCCAAGAUUGCGCGUAGGCUUCCAGGAAGAACGGAUAAUGAAAUCAAGAAUUAUUGGAGAACUCGUUUACGAAAAAAAGUAGAAGUUAAACAAGAAGGUGAAUUGUGUGAGUUCGUGUAUAAAGUAGAAAAUGCAGCUCAGCAAUCCAACAAGAAAAGCAUUGAUGUGGUUUGCAAGAGUGGGAAAGAGACUAAGGAAAGCUCUAUAGAUAGUUCUUCACCUUUAACAGAUUGGGGAAUGAGAAAUUCACCUUAUCAUGAAAGUAGGAUAUUGGAUUGGAUAGCAGAAUUGCAAAAUGGAUUAGGACAAGAUUGUAAUAGCAACGAAUCAAUGUAUGAAUAUAAUCCCCAUCAACAUUAUGAUAUAUGGGAUUGUUCAGGUUUCCUGUGGGAUUUGUGA
Messenger RNA from Lathyrus oleraceus (garden pea), 648 nucleotides. Its product is annotated as transcription factor MYB27. NCBI's taxonomy places the organism in Eukaryota, Viridiplantae, Streptophyta, Magnoliopsida, Fabales, Fabaceae. The transcript is spliced from 4 exons. Gene Ontology annotation, molecular function: sequence-specific DNA binding; DNA-binding transcription factor activity. Gene Ontology annotation, biological process: regulation of DNA-templated transcription. Gene Ontology annotation, cellular component: nucleus. The coding region runs from base 1 to 648 and encodes 215 amino acids. The record is from RefSeq and is a predicted model, not a curated record.